Diospyros lotus (date-plum) is the source of this 1412-nucleotide messenger RNA. RefSeq lists its product as uncharacterized. The transcript has 2 exons. The record is from RefSeq and is a predicted model, not a curated record. The coding region runs from base 196 to 1203 and encodes 335 amino acids. Lineage: Eukaryota; Viridiplantae; Streptophyta; Magnoliopsida; Ericales; Ebenaceae.
CGCCAAACAGCUCCGACGCAAAGAGGGAAAAUAAGAACAUCGCAGCAAACAAUCCAAUUGCGUUCCUCUUGAAAAAAUUCGCAGCAAUCAAUCGUAUUCUCAGCAGUCGGAGACUUGAAGGAAACAAGGUGAAAAUCGGUAGUUUCAAGCAACCUCAAACUUGAAGCUUCAAAGUUUCAGAUCCUGAACCAGAGAAUGUCAUCUCUUCUUCAUUAUCCUUCUACUAUUUCAACCAUUAGUUUUACUCGGAUACACAACAGGACCCUGAAUUUCUUGAGAUAUCCAAAUCCACACCGUGGACGGACCUUGUACCAAGGAUGCAUUAAGCAUUCCCAUCUUUGCUGUACAAAUAUGCCUGUAUGGGAAUCCUCACCUGUCAAAUAUGCUCCCAAUGAUGAUGAUAGAGGGGACUUCCUGAAGGGAACUACCAACAUCUUUGAGACCCUGAGUUCCGAUAAGACAAGUGGAGAUCCUAUGACCAAUAUUGAAGAGGUCACAGAUACAAGCAAUAAGCCAUGGGCAUCAGCACAGCUUCAGUACCUUAAAUGGCCUUUGUGGCUUCUGGGCCCUUCCCUUCUUCUUGCCACAGGCAUUGCGCCCACCCUAUGGUUACCCACUUCUUCAAUUUUCCUCGGCCCCAACAUAGCCAGCCUACUUUCAUUGACAGGACUCGACUGCAUUUUUAAUCUCGGUGCACAUAUCUUCCUUCUCAUGGCUGAUUCUUGUGCCCGAGUGAAAAAUCCAACUGUAGACUGUAGCAGCAAGGCUCCUUUAAGUUACCGGUUUUGGAACAUCGUUGCAACAGUUACAGGAUUUAUCAUUCCCUUGAUCAUACUGUUUGGAUCCCAAAAAGGCUGCCUUCAACCGCAGCUCCCUACCAUUUCGUUCACUGUUUUAUUGGGUCCCUACCUUCUGCUUCUGUCGGUACAGAUGCUCACUGAGAUGCUUACAUGGCACUGGCAGUCACCUGUGUGGCUGGUGACCCCGGUCAUCUACGAAGCAUACCGUGUGUUGCAGCUGAUGAGGGGGCUGAAGCUCGGGGCAGAGCUAAAUGCACCGGCAUGGAUGGUUCACACCAUUAGGGGACUGGUAUGUUGGUGGAUACUGAUUCUCGGCAUCCAGCUCAUGAGGGUUGCUUGGUUUGCUGGUUUCACUGCUCGUGCUCGUAGACUACAGUCAUCUGCCAUUGUUGAUGCAAGUUAAUCUAUAUGGCAAAGAAACAUAGAGGCUCCAGGUGCUUCUAUACGUAGGUAUCUUAAGUGAAAACUGUAAUUGUAUUAGGCUUGGUAAGUUAAUGAUCCACUCUUUCCAUUACGGCCCUUCUUCUGUGUUGUGCUCUACAUUUAUAACAAGAGAUGUAUAUAACACAUGGGUGACUACUGGGUAUUUUUCAGUAAAGUGAUGUUUUGAUA